AUGAAAGAUGUUUCGAAAAGCGCUGCAAGCUCUGAACGUGUGGAAAAGACGCCCGAACGGUUGCGAAACAUUGACGCCCUAUUCACCCUCUCCACCAUCUGUCUGGUCAGUGCGGUCCCGGUGGAAUCGCCAAUUCCAUCCGCCGAAAUUGAACCCAGCGCAAACAAGAAGACCGAAAAGCGAGCAAUCGGUUUGGGAUAUGGUCUGACCGGAUUCGGCUACGAUCCGCAUUCGUACUCGGCCAGCGGCUAUCACACGGCUGGCUACCAUCCGAUCGGUUAUGUUGCCCCGGUUGCCACCACCACAGUAUUCAAGGCCGGAUAUGCGGGAAUUCCAACGGCCCACUAUGGUGCCGGUUAUGGCGGACUCGAUGCAUACGGUAAAUAUGGUUACCAUGGUUUCUAUCCCGGGUACGGUACCGGAUAUGGUGCUCUCGGAUACGGAGCUGUUCCGGCUGCCAGCAGCUACGCCAAAGUCGUUCAACCGGCUACCACUUCCUACAGCAAGGUGGUCCAGACCUAUCCGCACUACGGAACGGCAGCAGUUGGAUACACCGGUCUUGCCGGUUACCAUGGAGGUUACUUGUACUAG
Molecule: messenger RNA, 591 nt
Organism: Sabethes cyaneus
Lineage: Eukaryota; Metazoa; Arthropoda; Insecta; Diptera; Culicidae
Product: shematrin-like protein 1
Exons: 3
Coding region: 1-591 (196 amino acids)
Source: RefSeq, a predicted model, not a curated record